Messenger RNA from Prunus armeniaca (apricot), 1200 nucleotides. Lineage: Eukaryota; Viridiplantae; Streptophyta; Magnoliopsida; Rosales; Rosaceae. The record is from the annotation of a GenBank genome assembly.
AUGGGGAUCAUAGAAAGGAUCAAAGAAAUUGAGGCCGAAAUGGCGCGGACUCAGAAAAACAAAGCCACAGAGUAUCAUCUUGGCCAGCUCAAGGCAAAGAUUGCCAAGCUAAGGACUCAGCUCCUGGAGCCUCCAAAGGGGUCUAGUGGAGGUGGAGAUGGUUUUGAAGUUACAAAAUUUGGCCACGGACGUGUUGCGCUCAUUGGGUUUCCAAGUGUGGGGAAGUCAACACUUUUGACAAUGUUGACGGGCACACACUCCGAAGCUGCAUCUUAUGAGUUCACAACACUUACCUGCAUUCCUGGAAUUAUCCAUUACAAUGAUACAAAAAUUCAGCUGCUUGAUCUUCCUGGAAUUAUUGAAGGUGCUUCUGAAGGCAAAGGUCGUGGGAGGCAGGUUAUUGCUGUUGCCAAGUCUUCAGAUAUUGUGUUGAUGGUCCUUGAUGCCUCAAAAAGUGAGGGUCAUCGGCAAAUAUUGACGAAGGAGCUGGAAGCUGUUGGUUUACGUUUAAACAAGAGACCGCCUCAAAUAUACUUCAAAAAGAAAAAGACCGGGGGAAUUUCUUUCAACAGCACUCUUACUUUGACUCAUGUGGACGAGAAGCUUUGUUAUCAAAUUCUACACGAAUACAAAAUUCACAAUGCUGAGUUGCUCUUUCGUGAGGAUGCCACAGUGGAUGAUCUUAUUGAUGUCAUUGAGGGAAACCGGAAAUACAUGAAGUGUGUAUAUGUUUACAACAAAAUAGAUGUUAUUGGUAUUGAUGACGUGGACAAAUUAGCCCGCCAACCUAAUUCUGUUGUCAUUAGCUGCAAUCUCAAGCUGAACUUUGACAGACUGCUUGCAAAGAUGUGGGAGGAGAUGGGACUUGUUAGAGUUUAUACAAAGCCACAGGGCCAGCAACCUGAUUUCGGUGACCCUGUAGUUCUUUCUGCUGAUAGAGGGGGCUGCUCCGUUGGAGACUUUUGUAACCACAUACAUAGGAGUUUGAUGAAGGAAGUAAAAUAUGUGCUAGUGUGGGGUACAAGUGCAAGGCACUACCCACAGCAUUGUGGCCUCGGUCAUGUUUUGAAUGAUGAAGACGUGGUUCAGAUUGUAAAGAAAAAGGAUAAGGAAGGGGAAGGGAGGGGUCGGUUCAAGUCACAUUCAACAGCCCCCGCUCGUAUAUCUGACAGAGAGAAGAAGGCUCCCCUGAAGCAGUAA